Messenger RNA from Blepharisma stoltei, 3084 nucleotides. The record is from the annotation of a GenBank genome assembly. Lineage: Eukaryota; Ciliophora; Heterotrichea; Heterotrichida; Blepharismidae.
AUGCAAGUUCAUAACACUCCAAAAUACUUUUCUUUAGGCCUCAAAAACAAACCACAAAAAUUAUCUAAGCUUACAAUUGAAUUACCUGAAACAGACGAUUCUUUGCCCGAAUCUCCAAAAGUUCAAAGCUGCAAAGUGUCCAAGAGAUCCCCUUCUCAUAGACUUAUUGGCUUUUCAAGGCCUAAAGCCAUGAGCAAAACACCAAAAAGUUCUCAUCCUCCCUCUGCUAACUCCCCUCCCCCGUCAACACUCAAGGAAGGGGUUAAUUUUUUUUCUUCAAAAUUUUAAAAAAAUUUGUAAAAAUUGAGAAGUAAAAAUUAAUUUAAUUUGCGAAAUUUAUAUUUUAAAGCUCAAGCUGCCUAAAAAUUAAUCAGAAUUUGCUAGAGAUUUUCGUUAUAAUAAUUAUUUUUCAUAAAAAAUUUUAUAUUUAAAACAUUUUUAUUCGCUCACAGGGGGGAAGUAAGGCAAAAAUUAGCCAUUCUACAAGCAGUACACCUAUAGGUACAUUAAAAUCAUUUCGAUUCCCAGCAACAACAAGAAAUGCCGAUCUCAACAAAACCCCUCUUCCAAUAAAGUCCGUAUCAGCUAAAAAUUUGCUGAAACCCAGAAUCAACUUAAUAAAAAAGAAACUAAAGCCCCGACUUAUCAGCAGCUCGACAUUUAAAAAAAUGUCUCAAGGUCUCAACAAAACUCAGAAAACUGAAAAAGUCCCUGAAACAGGCUCGUCUCCAAAUUUAAGCAGCGUUAUCACACAACUUAAAUCAAGCCAGCCAUAUGAAGCUAACCAAUCCGAUGAAGACGAAAUUGAAAUAACUAGUCAAGCACAGGUCGCAACCAGACACCCCUACCCCCUAAAAGUGGUACCCCCCCCACCCCCCCUUUUAAUGGCACCCCACCCCCCUUAACAUAGCAUAAAUAUAUGGCAAAUGCAAAUUUAGAUCAGCGUGAUAAAUGAAUUAUUAUUUUAAAUAUUCAAAAUUACUGAUUUAUACAAUAUCCACAUAGCGUAGCAGAAUCGAUGAGAACUUCCUAUAACUACUAACUCCCCCCCCCCUCCGUGAGCGAACAAAAAAAAUUUUGUUCGCUCACGGAGGGGGGUUAAUUUUUUUUUUUAAAAACAAUUUAUAUAUAAAAUUUUAUAAAAAAUAUUUUUUUCGAAAUUUAAAAAAAUCCUAAUUUGCAAAAAAUUGGGAAGCAAAUAUUAAUUUAAUUUGCAAAAUUUAUGUUUUAAAACGCAAUUUGUUUAAAAUUAAACAGAAUUAGCUCUAGAUUUCAUUAUACUAAUUAUCACUUAUAUAUCAAAAUUUUUUUCCAUUAAAAUUUUUUCUAUUAAAAAAAUUUUUGUUCACUCACGGAGGGUGGGUUUUUGGUCAAAAAAUAGCGAUUUUUUCUAAUGGUUUUGUUCGCUCACGGAGGGGGGGGGGGGGAGUAAGCACACUACAUAUGAAAAAAUUUGUUAGCAAGCAUAAUAAAGAUCUUUGGUAUUAAUUAGCAGUAUAUCCUGCAUAUAUUUAUGAACUUUAUGUAGCAAUGGGUAAAGAGUCGAAUUAGAGAUCCAAAAGUAAAACUGACAAUUGAAAAUACUAUUUUUAUAGCACUAUUGAAUCCUGUUGCCAAUUCAGUCCUGCAAUCCUUGUACAAUGGGCAUCAGAUUAUGAAUCAAUAAAUUUAAUGCAACUUAUUGUAUUGUGCUUGGCUAAUUUAAUAAUUAAUGCCAUUAUCUAUAUCUUUGGCAUUAUAUUUAUAAAUAUAAAACACACAAAUUUAAUAUAUUUUCUAAUUAAUUGUUAAUUAAUUUAAAUUUAUUAAUUAAUCAUAAAUAUUAAAGUAAUUUAUGGACUUAAUUUAUCAAUAUAGUGUUUUAAUUGGAUUAUAUUUAAAUUAUUUUGCUUGUUUCCUAUCAAUUACUUCUAUAGGAUAAUACCUUUAUUUUUUGAGGGGGGUGGGGUGCCAUCUGUGAAAGAGGGGGUGGGGGUACCAUUUUUAGGGGUGGGGGGGUGUCUGGUUUCGACCUCUGCUUGACCAAAUAACCAAUGAAUUAUGAUACAAAGAGCACUUAUUCAAUACAUUUCAAGGCCUCCAUUUAGUUCAAAUGUUCCCUCCUGCAGAUUUAAAGAUGAUUAAAGAAAAACAACUGAUAAUCCCUCGAAGAAAAGGCUAUGAAACCACAAAAACAGUCAUUUUUGACUUAGACGAGACCUUAGUCCACUGUAGUGACAAUUUUGAAAAUUCUGAUGCUAUUUUGCCUAUUACUUUGCCGUCUGGCGAGUCUAUAGAUAUCGGCAUUAAUAUUCGACCUUAUGCUAUAGAAUGUUUAAAAGCUGCUAAUAAGCACUCAGAAAUAUUUGUGUUUACUGCCUCACAUCGCUGCUAUGCUGAUGUCGUUUUAGACUUUUUAGACCCCAAUAACGAACUAAUUCACCACCGAUUUUACAGAGAAAAUUGUCUUGAGGUCGGAAAAGCACUAAUAAAAGACCUUACUCCCCCCCUCCGUGAGUGAACAAAAAAAUUUUGUUCACUCACUAGGGGGGUUAAUUUUUUUUUUUUUAAAACAAUUUAUAUAUAAAUUUAUAGAAAAUAUUUUUUUCGAAAUUUAAAAAAAUCUUAAUUCGCAAAAAUUGGAAAUCAAAUAUUAAUUUAUUUAUAAAAUUUAUGUUUUAAAAAGCAAUUCGUUUAAAAUUAAACAGAAUUAGCUCGAGAUUUCAUUAUACUAAUUAUCACUUAUAUAUCAAUUUUUUUUUCCUUAAAAAAUUUUUGUUCACUCUCGGAGGGUGGGUUUUUGGGCAAAAAAAUAGGGAUUUUUCUAAUGGUUUUGUUCACUCACGGAGGGGGGGAGUUAGGAUUUUUAAUAGGAAAUUAAAAGACACAGUCAUAGUUGACAACUCAGUCUACGCUUUUGGGUAUCAGCUUGAUAAUGGAAUCCCUAUAAUUUCUUGACACAACAAUAAGCAUGAUAAAGAACUUUUCAAUUUAAUUGACUAUUUAGAAGCAUUAUCUAAGGUAGAAGAUGUCAGAGCUGUAAAUAGGCACGUGUUUCAUCUUCGCACUUUUUACGAGGAUUAUAUAAAAGAGUAUAACUUAUAA